Limulus polyphemus (Atlantic horseshoe crab) is the source of this 951-nucleotide messenger RNA. RefSeq lists its product as uncharacterized. The transcript is spliced from 2 exons. The record is from RefSeq and is a predicted model, not a curated record. NCBI's taxonomy places the organism in Eukaryota, Metazoa, Arthropoda, Merostomata, Xiphosura, Limulidae. Gene Ontology annotation, molecular function: hormone activity. Gene Ontology annotation, cellular component: extracellular region. Bases 23 to 694 code for a protein of 223 amino acids.
UUUUGUUGUACAGGGCCUAAGGAUGUCUUCUGGUUGUCGAACUCUUUCUAUUGGAAUGCACGUUAUUCUUCUGCUGCUCUGGACUCAGCUGGACAAUACAACAGGCCAUCCUUCUAGACACAGUUACCUUGACAACCAUGCAGCUUCUUCAGUAUCUUCUCUUCCCGAAGCCACUUCUGAAAACGUUGCAUACACACUUCCUGUAAACUCCAAACAGUUUCUUCUGAACAUCUUCUCUUCAGGACUAUCUGAUCCUUACCGAGGUUAUGAAAUUCCCGUUGGAACUGAAGAUUUUUAUGAUCCUGGGAUAUAUGAUGAGUGGGAGCGUUUAUCUCCAGAAGAAGCAUCCAAACUUGCCACAUACAGUGAUCUCUUCGAAGUUGAUGUGAAUGACCAAAAGCCCUACCUAUCAAUGAGUGACGAAGACUCGCCAUUCCAGGAUAUAGUUGAAUCGGCCAUUGCAAAACGUGGAAGUCGCCCGUCUCUCUCAAUCGUCAGUCCCCUGGACGUUCUCAGCCAGCGGCUUCGCUUCGAAAUGGCUCGGCAUUGGAUGAAACAGAGCCAGAAACAGAUAAAGGAGAAUGCUGCAUUACUGAGACACCUCGGAAAAAGGGACACAACUCGGCUGACAUUCAAUCUCCGCGAAACUCAACGGCACCACGAGGCACUCCUAGGAGUCCCAUCUGAUGUCUGAAGAUUCGUCUGAUCGCUAUAUUAUAAUGCUGUAAAAAAUAUUAUUGUUUCUGUAAAAAAAAAAAAAUUGUAAAGAUCAGUUCUCAACACAAACGUUAACUUCUGUUGGUUUUCUUUGCAUUGUUGUAUAUAUUUUAAUUAUGGUUAUGUAGAUGCAGAUAUUCUGACCGUGAAAACUGUUCUGGAAAAAUCGUUAAAACAGACACAAACUGAUGUAACACCAAACCGUAACCAUUAAAACGAUGUGAAUAAACAGUC